This is a messenger RNA of Nelumbo nucifera (sacred lotus), 1406 nucleotides long. RefSeq names its product eyes absent-like protein (gene EYA). The record is from RefSeq and is a predicted model, not a curated record. Gene Ontology annotation, molecular function: protein tyrosine phosphatase activity. Gene Ontology annotation, cellular component: nucleus. Lineage: Eukaryota; Viridiplantae; Streptophyta; Magnoliopsida; Proteales; Nelumbonaceae. Gene Ontology annotation, biological process: cell differentiation; multicellular organism development; positive regulation of DNA repair.
ACAAAGAACCUAAUACAAGAUUUUUCGCAGGAGGUCAGUAGAGCAUGCAGGUUGCUUGCUGCUGCAGCAGUCGAAGAAAAAACAUGGAAAAAUGAAAGUUGUGGAUCUUCAUCAUCCCCAUGGGUAAUCUUAUAUUGUCAUUUGAACAACGACUCGUAAGCAAGCUGCAAUUCUGCAAAUGAGUUCUUAACUUAUGUGAUACAAAAAUAGAUGAACUACUGAAUACUAAUUUAACAAAUACUGGUAGAAACACAAAAAUUUGCUAGAAAGAAUAACUAUGGAUCAGAAGAUGAAUGUGUAUAUUUGGGACAUGGAUGAGACACUUAUAUUGCUGAAAUCUUUGUUGAAUGGGACUUAUGCUGAGGCUUUCAACGGUUCAAAAGACAUCAAAAGGGGCAUAGAAAUUGGAAAGAUGUGGGAGAAAUAUAUUCUCCAAGUGUGUGAUGACUAUUUCUUUUAUGAACAGAUUGAGAAUUACAAUAUGCCAUGUCUUGAUGCUUUGAACGAGUAUGAUGAUGGGCUGGAUCUGUCUGAUUAUGAUUUCAGCAAGGAUGGCUUUGGCCCUCCAUAUGAUGAUCUCAACAAACGGAAGUUGGCAUAUCGACAUCGUAUCAUUGCUCAUAAGUAUGAACAGGGUUUGCAGAAUAUCCUUGAUCAAGAGACAAUGAAGCUCUGGAGUGAUCUUUAUGACUUUACUGAUAGUUAUACAGAUGGAUGGCUCUCCUCAGCACGCUUGUUCUUGGAGCAAUGUUCACAAGGAAACAAAGUCACAAAUCAUUUUGUUGCAUCUCCUACUGAUGUUGCUGAAUCUACCAAUAGGGAAUUCCAGAAUGUCAAUAUUUUAGUUACCUCCGGAUCAUUGAUACCCAGUCUUGUCAAGUGCAUGCUUUUCCGGUUGGAUGAUUUAAUAACACAUGGAAAUGUUUACAGCUCGUGGGAAGCAGGAAAGCCCCAAUGUUUUUCAUGGAUCGAGGAGCGUUUCAGAGGACCAAAUGUUCAGUUCUGUGUGAUUGGUGAUGGAUGGGAGGAAUGUGAAGCUGCACAAACCAUGCAAUGGCCUUUUGUUAAAAUUGAUCUGCGACCAGGGAGCUCUCACAGGUUUCCUGGCCUCACACUGAAAACAGUUGGGCACUAUUUUUCUGUCGUGUAUGGCAAUCCUAAUAAACAAAAUGAUGAAGAUUAAGCCUGAUACACCGUUAUGGAACUGAUCUUGGAUCUUUUCUUCUGUCCUAUUUUAAGAUGUAUAGAAAAAGAUGCUUAUUUUGGUCCUAUAUACGACACAAGGGGUAUAAAUUCAUCUCUACCUGUAAUCUUGGUUUAAUGAUCCAUCAACACUAACUGUUUGAUUGAUGGGACACUUGAUUCCAUGACAACUUGAAAAAAAAAAUGUCUGCUUACAGUUACCA